AUGAUUGUUAAAUGCAAUUACCUGUCAAUUAUUGUGUUACUAUUAUAUUGUACAUCAUUGACGGUAUCUCAAGAGGACUAUCAAACUGUCCACUGCGGGCCACCCGACUAUUAUCUCUGUCGUAACGGCAAUUGUUUGCCCGAAAGCCUUGUAUGUGAUGGAGACAAUGAUUGCGGAGACGGAUCUGAUGAGCACCCGAUGAUGUGCUCUGAUGUCAAGUGUGAUGAAGAAAACGAGUUCCGAUGCGAUUCGGGUCGUUGUGUGACUAAAGCGGCUAAAUGUGACCGACAGAAGCAAUGUAGAGAUGGCUCAGAUGAAAGAGGAUGUGACUACCCUCCCUGUCCCGAUAACAUGUUUUCUUGUGCUAACAAUAGUAUGUGUUUACCAAUGGAGGAGGUUUGCGAUGGAACUAUUGAUUGUAAAGAUGGAUUAGCAUCGGAUGAAAUGCACCCGAAUCCCUGUCCACGAAACGUGACAUGUCCUUCAUAUGCAUUCAAGUGCACCAAUACUAAUGUGUGCGCUCUUCCCAAUUGGAUGUGUGACGGAGAGAAUGAUUGCGGUGACAAUUCAGAUGAAGACGUCAACAAUUGCAAGAACUUUGACUGUCCUGAGGAUUGGUUUAGAUGUGCUGACAAUAGAUGUAUACCAAUGAAUACUGUAUGCAAUGGUGUGAUUGACUGCAAGGACGGACUGGCGUCCGAUGAGAGACACCCGAACCCGUGUCCCCGAAACGUGACCUGUCCGCACGAUUUCUUUAGUUGUGAUGAGACCAACAUAUGUGCGCACCCACACUGGUUAUGCGAUGGUAGCGAUGAUUGUGGCGACAAAUCAGAUGAAAAUCCUGAGCGCUGUGCAGCACAGGUGUGUCCAGAAGGUUGGUUUCGAUGCUCUAAUAACCGAUGUAUUCCUCCCAACUGGCGGUGCGAUGGAGGUGUCGAUUGUCGUAAUGGCGAAGACGAGGCUCAAUGUGAUAGUAUUGAAUCAUUAAGCGAAACAACAAAUGGUACACAACCAAUAGUACCGGUGCCAUCGGCACCAGUAGCUAAUAGUCCAGUUACCAACCGAACGGUGCUCAAGUCAGCUCAAAAAGCACCGGUAGCUUCACAAGCAUCAGCCCAGUCAGCCGCCAAAAGCAGCCAAUCAAUGCUCGAACCGCCCACUUCUGGUUCGGCGUCAUUCCACCCGAGACGCCGGUGA
Molecule: messenger RNA, 1197 nt
Organism: Oppia nitens
Lineage: Eukaryota; Metazoa; Arthropoda; Arachnida; Sarcoptiformes; Oppiidae
Product: prolow-density lipoprotein receptor-related protein 1-like
Exons: 10
Coding region: 1-1197 (398 amino acids)
Molecular function (GO): protein binding
Source: RefSeq, a predicted model, not a curated record